Molecule: messenger RNA, 965 nt
Organism: Amphimedon queenslandica
Lineage: Eukaryota; Metazoa; Porifera; Demospongiae; Haplosclerida; Niphatidae
Product: transmembrane protein 56-like
Exons: 1
Coding region: 58-873 (271 amino acids)
Biological process (GO): lipid homeostasis
Cellular component (GO): membrane; endoplasmic reticulum
Source: RefSeq, a predicted model, not a curated record
ACUCGAGGGUGGAGCCCAAGUAGUCUAGUCUAUGAUCAUGGGAAUUAUUGGGAAUCAAUGGCUACUUUACACUCGACUUUACAAGCUGCUCCUGUUAGUCUAACUUACGUCCUUACUCUCCCUACAUUACUCUCUGCAAUAGCGACUAUCUCUUUGUCUCUAUUCAUCGUUCCACUACUGAGCUAUCGAAUAAAGGCCUACAGGAAGAAGUUUAGCUAUGACAAGAAAGUUCGCUUUAACAUAAUACCUGGUGCUAUACUACAUACUAUAAUAGUAUGCACUCUAAUAUUCAUAGCUCUAUUGACUGGCUCUGUUAGCAUUUGGGAGAGUUUAGCAGAAUCUAAGUCCCCCAUUGGUUUCAUUACAAUGCAGAUCUCUGCUGGGUUUUUCUUUGGCGAUAUGAUGGUAUAUCUUGGCCAGAAACCUUUACGUGAUAUCAAAACCUUAUUGCACCACGCUGCAAGUCUGUUUUCUAUCCUCCUGAUUCUCCUCUAUGAAGGAAGAUGGAUGAUACUCGUACUUGCAAGAGUCUCAACAGAAAUAUCUACUCCCUUUGUGCACCUUCGGUGGAUUCUAGCCGAAACAAACGAGUCGAAAAAUUCCCCACUUUCAGUCUUUACUGCAAUUGGUAUGACCACUACAUUCUUACUCUUUCGUGUAUUGGCAGUGCCAGCAAUGUGGCUCCUAGUCUACUUGAUUGAAUUGGAAGAGACAGGGAUGAAUACUUACUUUCCAUCAGCUUCAAAAUGGUUUGCAUAUGUGAUGAUGGGCAUUUUGGAUCUACUGAACACGUAUUGGUCUUACAAAGUUGUACGUGGCUUUGUGAAGUGGAUAAAAACUGCCUUUUCAAGCAGUGAAGAUAAAAAAGACUAGAAACAGUAUCUACUCAAUCAAAAGUAUUCUAUACCGGGUAGUUGCCAUUUUGACAGGUUUUUAUGUGCAGUUAGUUAUGCUUACAUUAUUUC